AUGGCAUCAAGACAUAAACUGAACAUUGAGGAUGGAGACAAGAGACGGGAACGAGACCGGCAGAAGAGCCGUUCAAAGUCACGAUCACCUAGAAGAAAUCGAAGUAGAAGUAGGGAACGAGAACGAAAGCGAAGUCGUUCUCGUUCUCCUAAUGAAAAGAUACGGCGACCCACGGUAGAAAUUAAUCCUUUUAGUGGACAAGCUUAUACUCAACGUUAUUUUGAAAUCUACAAAAAGAGAGUAGCACUUCCAGUCUGGGAAUACAAGGACAAAUUUUUAGAAGUUCUUGAUAAAAAUCAAUGUUUAACUUUGGUUGGUGAAACUGGAUCAGGAAAAACAACUCAGAUUCCGCAAUGGUGUUUAGAAUAUUGUAAGUCUCGUACAUCUCCAGGUCAACGACGAUUAGUUGCUUGUACUCAACCCCGAAGAGUAGCAGCUAUGAGUGUUGCAACUCGUGUUGCUGAAGAAAUGGAUGUGCAAUUAGGUGCCGAAGUAGGCUAUUCAAUACGUUUUGAAGAUUGUGUCAGUGAUCGUACAAUACUUAAAUAUUGUACUGAUGGUAUGCUUUUGCGUGAAGCUAUGAACAGUCCAUUGCUUGAUAAUUAUGGGGUGAUUAUACUGGAUGAAGCGCACGAACGUACUCUGGCUACUGAUAUCCUCAUGGGUUUAAUCAAGGAGAUUGUGCGACAACGAAAGGAUAUAAAAAUAGUGGUGAUGAGUGCAACAUUGGAUUCAGGGAAGUUCCAGAAUUAUUUCGAAAAUUGUCCACUAAUGUCUGUUCCCGGUCGCACAUUUCCUGUCGAAAUAUUUUACACACCAGAGCCUGAAAAAGACUACUUAGAAGCUGCAAUUAGAACUGUUGUCCAAAUUCACGUUUGCGAAGAAGUUGAAGGGGAUAUAUUGUUGUUUUUAACAGGACAAGAGGAGAUAGAAGAAGCCUGUAAGCGUAUUAAACGUGAAAUCGAUAAUCUGGGUCAUGAAAUUGGAGAAUUGAAAUGCAUACCACUGUAUUCCACUUUACCACCUAAUUUGCAACAAAGGAUUUUCGAGUCACCGCCACCAAAACGGCCAAGCGGAGCUAUUGGUCGCAAAUGUGUCGUCUCAACGAAUAUUGCCGAGACGUCACUUACAAUUGAUGGCGUUGUUUUCGUGAUUGACCCAGGAUUCUCAAAGCAGAAGGUUUGUACAAGAAGACUGCUGAAAGACAGUAGUUGCUCUGUAUCAACGGAUACUAGUGUGAUACAUAUUGGUGUAUAUGGUACCGUGGUUUAUAAUCCAAGAAUUCGUGUUGAGUCGUUACUUGUAUGUCCAAUAUCGAAAGCAUCUGCCAUGCAACGUGCUGGCCGAGCAGGAAGGACAAAACCUGGCAAAUGUUUUCGCUUAUAUACAGAAAAGGCGUAUAAAAAUGAAAUGACUGAUCAAACGUAUCCAGAAAUCUUGAGAUCAAAUUUGGGCACAGUGGUAUUGCAGUUAAAAAAACUUGGAGUUGAAGAUCUCGUUCAUUUUGAUUUUAUGGAUCCACCAGCUCCUGAAACUUUAAUGCGUGCAUUGGAGAUGUUGAAUUAUCUAGCCGCUAUUGACGACAAUGGAGAAUUGACUCAGUUAGGUUCUCUGAUGGCAGAAUUUCCACUAGAUCCUCAGCUUGCGAAAAUGGUAAUUGCGUCAACGGAGCUGAACUGUUCGAAUGAAAUUCUUAGUGUCACAGCUAUGCUAUCAGUACCUCAGUGUUUCGUGCGUCCAACAGAAGCGAAAAAAGCGGCGGAUGAUGCCAAAGCUCGUUUUGCUCACAUCGAUGGAGACCAUUUAACCUUGCUGAAUGUUUAUCAUGCAUUCAAACAAAAUCGUGAAGAUGUACAGUGGUGCUAUGAUAAUUUCAUCAACUACCGUGCAUUAAAGAAUGCGGAUAAUGUAAGAACGCAGCUUGCGCGAAUCAUGGAUAAAUUUAGCUUAAAACGAGUUUCAACUGAUUUCAAGAGCAAAGACUACUAUAUCAAUAUUCGUAAAGCUCUUGUGGCAGGGUUUUUCAUGCAGGUCGCACAUCUAGAGCGUAGUGGACAUUAUAUUACCGUAAAAGAUAAUCAGUUAGUACAGUUGCAUCCAUCUACAGUAUUAGAUCAUAAACCUGAAUGGGCAUUGUACAAUGAAUUUGUAUUAACUACAAAGAAUUUCAUACGAACAGUGACCGAUGUAAAACCUGAGUGGCUCGUCCAGAUGGCUCCUCAGUACUACGACAUGUCCACAUUUCCGGAUUGUGAUGCUAAAAAGAAAUUGCAACACACUAUUUCCACUUUGCAAACCUUACGGGCUUCACACGGUAUUUAA
Messenger RNA from Thelazia callipaeda (thelaziosis nematode), 2322 nucleotides. The record is from the annotation of a GenBank genome assembly. Lineage: Eukaryota; Metazoa; Nematoda; Chromadorea; Rhabditida; Thelaziidae.